CUGGAGUAUGUUGGGUGCGUGUGGCGGGUGUGGUGCGUUCUCGAGUCGCUCCAGUUCUCGUCUCCUCAUCAACCUCACGCCACCACCAGGGUGAGUUUGGUCACGCUUGGGAGCACCCAGAAACUAGUUAAUAAACCUCAUCUCGAGGUGCCCCACUCACACUCACACUGUCUUUUCUUUCUAUUCUCAGGCAUGGCGGGAUGCUAUGUCUGAUUCUCCAAUCCAUCGUUCCUAAAUUUCAAUUCAAUAAUAACACUAAUAAUUUAAUCUGAUUUAGUUUAGUUUAGUUAGGGAUUAGGAACAUCACACCAAAAUCAAGGAUGGCAAUGGCAACACCCUCUCAGUCCCACCGUUACAUUGGGCCACCGCCUGUCCCCGGAACCUCCUUCGACUCGCUCAACCGCAUCCUUGCAGACCUCUGCACCCGCGGCCACCCCAAGGAGGGUGCUACGCUGGCAUUCAAGAAGCAUCUGGAGGAGGAAGCACGUGACCUAAGUGGCGAGGCCUUCUCUCGCUUCAUGGAUCAGCUAUACGACAGGAUCUCCAGCCUCCUCGAGAGCAGUGACGUGGCUGAGAAUUUGGGAGCUCUGAGGGCCAUUGACGAGCUCAUAGAUGUGGCUCUUGGGGAGAACGCUUCCAAGGUCUCCAGAUUCUCCAGUUACAUGAGGACAGUCUUUGAGGCCAAGCGUGACCCUGAGAUUUUGGUUCAUGCCAGUAGGGUUCUCGGCCAUCUUGCCAGGGCUGGUGGGGCUAUGACUGCCGAUGAAGUCGAGCGCCAGGUGAAAAUUGCUCUAGACUGGCUUCGAGGGAACAGAGUGGAAUAUCGGCGAUUUGCUGCUGUCCUCAUCCUGAAAGAAAUGGCAGAAAAUGCUUCAACCGUGUUCAAUGUCCAUGUGCCAGAAUUUGUUGAUGCUAUCUGGGUCGCUUUGAGGGAUCCAGCGUUGCCUGUUCGUGAGCGGGCAGUGGAGGCAUUGCGUGCUUGCCUUCGUGUUAUAGAAAAGCGUGAAACACGCUGGCGUGUUCAGUGGUACUAUCGAAUGUUUGAGGCAACACAAGAUGGAUUGGGUAGAAAUGCCCCAGUGCACAGCAUACACGGUUCGCUGCUUGCUGUUGGAGAACUUUUGAGGAAUACUGGUGAGUUCAUGAUGUCCAGAUACCGAGAAGUUGCGGAAAUUGUUCUCAGAUACCUGGAGCACCGAGACCGGCUUGUUCGCCUAAGCAUAACUUCAUUGCUUCCUCGAAUCGCACAUUUUCUACGUGAUCGUUUCGUUACCAACUAUUUAACAAUAUGCAUGAAUCAUAUUCUUUCCGUGUUGAAAGUACCUCAAGAUCGUGAUAGUGGGUUCAUUGCCCUUGGAGAGAUGGCUGGAGCACUUGAUGGGGAACUCAUUCAUUAUUUGCCGACAAUAACUACCCACUUACGCGAGGCGAUUGCUCCUCGUAGGAGUAAGCCUUCGCUUGAAGCAUUGGCUUGUGUUGGAAGUAUUGCGAAAGCAAUGGGGCCAACCAUGGAACCUCAUGUACGUGGGCUUUUGGAUAUUAUGUUUUCUACGGGUCUUUCAACUGUGCUUGUGGAGGCUCUUGAGCAAAUAUGUGCUAGCAUUCCAUCACUUCUGCCUACCAUUCAAGAGCGGUUGCUAGACAGCAUAUCUAUGGUUCUUUCUAAAUCCCAUUACCAUCCUGGGAGGCCUGCAGCUUCCAUUGGUAGAGGAACAGUGAUGAAUGUUCCGCAGCAGGUUUCUGAGCUUAGUGGUCCUGGUCUUAUACAGCUUGCUCUGCAAACUCUUGCUCGUUUUAACUUCAAGGGUCAUGACCUACUUGAAUUUGCUAGAGAAUCAGUUGUUGUAUAUUUGGAUGAUGAGGAUGGAGUUACCCGAAAAGAUGCUGCUCUUUGUUGUUGCAAAUUGGUCGCUAGUUCUUUCUCUGGCGUAGCAUGUGCUCAUUUUGGUUCUAGCAGGUCAAAUCGAUCGGGUGGAAAGCGUCGCCGACUUGUGGAAGAGCUUGUGGAGAAGCUUCUCAUUUCUGCUGUUGCAGAUGCUGAUGUUACUGUUCGCCACUCUAUCUUCACUUCUCUCCAUGGAGAUAGAGGUUUUGAUGAGUAUUUGGCUCAGGCUGACAAUCUGAGUGCAGUAUUUGCUGCUUUAAAUGAUGAGGAUUUUGACGUUCGGGAGUAUGCUAUUUCAUUGGCUGGAAGGUUAUCAGAGAAAAAUCCUGCAUAUGUUCUCCCAGCUCUUCGUCGCCAUCUUAUACAGUUGUUAACAUACUUAGAGCAGAGCAGUGCAGAUAGUAAAUGCAAAGAAGAAAGUGCGAAGUUACUUGGGUGUUUGAUAAGGAAUUGUGAAAGGCUUAUACUUCCAUACAUUGCUCCAGUGCAUAAGGCUCUUGUGGCCAGACUUGUUGAUGCUAGUGCGAAUAGUGGAAUCAUUAGUGGAGUCCUUGUGACUGUCGGGGACCUUGCCAGAGUGGGUGGCUUUGCCAUGAGGCAAUACAUUCCUGAACUUAUGCCUUUAAUAGUGGAUGCUUUAGUGGAUGGAGCAGCCGUCUCUAAACGGGAAGUGGCUGUUGCUACACUUGGUCAAGUUGUACAAAGCACAGGGUAUGUUAUAACUCCAUAUAAUGAGUACCCACAGUUACUUGGCUUACUCUUAAAAUUACUGAAUGGUGAACUGGUGUGGUCCACCAGACGGGAAGUAUUGAAGGUUCUUGGGAUUAUGGGUGCUCUGGAUCCUCAUGUGCAUAAACGGAAUCAGAAAGCCUUGCCAGGGUCUCAUGGAGAAGUUACCCGCCCGGCUAGUGAUUCAAGUCAGCAGAUUCAGUGCAUGGAUGAAUUUCCUGUUGACCUGUGGCCUUCAUUUGCUUCAUCAGAUGAUUAUUAUUCCACGGUUGCAAUUAAUUCUCUGAUGCGUAUAUUGAGGGAUCCAUCUCUUGCUAGUUACCAUUUGAAAGUGGUUGGUUCUCUCAUGUUCAUAUUCAAGUCAAUGGGUCUUGGCUGUGUUCCGUACUUGCCAAAGGUUUUGCCUGAUCUCUUUCAUACUGUUCGUACAUGUGAAGAUAGUCUAAAAGACUUCAUUACAUGGAAGCUUGGAACUCUUGUUUCUAUUGUGCGCCAGCACAUUCGUAAAUAUUUGCAAGAUUUGCUUUCUCUAAUAUCUGAACUGUGGUCAUCAUUCACACUUCCAGCCCCAGCACGUCCAGCUCUUGGAUAUCCUGUUCUUCACCUGGUGGAACAGCUUUGCUUGGCUCUCAAUGAUGAAUUUAGAACAUAUCUUCCAGUUAUUCUGCCAGGUUGCAUUCAGGUUAUUAGUGAUGCAGAACGGUGUAAUGACUACACAUAUGUGCUUGAUAUUCUCCACACUCUUGAAGUGUUUGGUGGCACCUUAGAUGAACACAUGCAUCUACUUCUUCCUGCUCUUAUACGCUUGUUUAAAGUGGAUGCCUCCGUAGACAUAAGACGUGCCGCAAUCAAAACUUUGACAAGAUUGAUCCCUCGUGUGCAGGUCACGGGUCAUAUAUCCUCUCUUGUGCAUCACCUGAAACUAGUAUUGGAUGGAAAGAAUGAUGAGCUCCGGAAGGAUGCCGUAGAUGCACUUUGUUGUCUGGCUCAUGCCCUUGGCGAGGAUUUUACAAUUUUUAUUCCAUCAAUACACAAACUUCUGCUGAAAUAUCGCCUGCGGCACAAGGAAUUUGAGGAAAUUGAAGGGCGUCUACAGAAACGUGAACCACUUAUCCUUGGGACUACAACUUCUCAAAGACUGAGCCGAAGGCUUCCUGUUGAGGUUGUUAGUGAUCCUUUAGAUGAUGUGGAGAUCGAUCCUUAUGAAGAUGGAUCUGAUGCCCAUAAACUCAAAGGCCAUCAGGUUAAUGAUGGCCGAUUGCGGACAGCUGGGGAGGCUUCCCAGAGAAGCACUAAAGAGGACUGGGCAGAAUGGAUGAGGCAUUUUAGCAUUCAACUUCUAAAGGAAUCUCCUUCUCCAGCCUUACGAACCUGUGCUAGGCUGGCACAAUUGCAGCCUUUUGUUGGACGAGAACUGUUUGCAGCUGGAUUUGUCAGCUGUUGGGCACAUCUGAAUGAGACCAGCCAGAAACAGUUGGUUCGAAAUCUAGAGAUGGCCUUUUCUUCACCAAAUAUUCCUCCGGAAAUCUUGGCUACACUUCUUAACCUGGCUGAGUUCAUGGAACAUGAUGAGAAGCCUCUUCCUAUAGACAUUCGGCUACUUGGUGCUCUUGCUGAGAAGUGUCGUGCAUUUGCUAAAGCCCUACACUAUAAAGAAAUGGAAUUUGAAGGAGCACGUUCUAAGAAGAUGGAUGCCAAUCCUGUUGCAGUAGUUGAAGCUCUUAUACAUAUCAACAAUCAAUUACACCAACAUGAGGCUGCAGUUGGUAUAUUGACAUAUGCACAACAGAAUCUGGAUUUUCAACUUAAGGAGUCAUGGUAUGAGAAACUGCAGCGAUGGGAUGAUGCCCUCAAGGCUUAUACUGCAAAGGCCACUCAAGCAACAAGUCCACAUGUUAUAUUGGAUGCUACUUUAGGUAGGAUGAGAUGCCUUGCUGCAUUGGCUCGAUGGGAAGAAUUGAAUAACCUAUGUAAAGAAUACUGGACCCCAGCUGAGCCAGCUGCUCGCCUUGAAAUGGCAUCAAUGGCUGCAAGUGCUGCUUGGAACAUGGGAGAAUGGGAUCAAAUGGCAGAAUAUGUAUCUCGAUUAGAUGAUGGUGACGAAACAAAACUGCGGGGCCUGGGGAAUACUGCUUCCAAUGGUGAUGGAAGUAGCAGCGGUACUUUUUUCAGGGCUGUUCUUUUAGUUCAUAGAGGAAAGUAUGAUGAAGCACGUGAAUAUGUUGAAAGAGCUAGAAAAUGUCUGGCAACAGAGCUUGCUGCUCUGGUUUUGGAGAGCUAUGAACGUGCAUAUAGCAACAUGGUUCGGGUUCAACAACUAUCGGAACUGGAAGAGGUUAUUGAUUACCGCACACUUCCUAUAGCAGACAGGGUUGCUGAGGAGCGACGGGCUCUUAUUCGCAAUAUGUGGACUCAGCGUAUACAAGGAGCUAAAAGUAAUGUUGAGGUCUGGCAGGCACUUUUGGCUAUUAGAGCACUUGUGCUGCCUCCUGUGGAAGAUGUUGAAACUUGGCUUAAAUUUGCUUCACUUUGCAGAAAAAGUGGUCGAAUUAGCCAAGCAAGAUCGACUUUAGUAAAGCUUUUGCAGUAUGACCCCGAAAUAUCUGCCGAAAAUGUACGAUACCAUGGCCAUCCUCAAGUAAUGUUGGCAUACUUGAAGUACCAGUGGUCACUUGGGGAGGAUUCAAAGCGCAGGGAAGCAUUUAUUAGGCUGCAGAAUUUGGCUAUGGAGCUCUCAAGUGCGCUGAGCAUCCAACCUGUUUCAUCUUCGGGCUUCACUAGUGGUUUAAGUCCGACUGUUCCCCUCCUUGCUCGUGUUUACCUAAUACUUGGAUCCUGGCAGUGGUCGCUUUCUCCUGGGCUGGAUGAUGAUUCCAUAACAGAUAUACUUGGUGCAUUUGAAAAAGCCACUCAUCAUGCAAAUAAAUGGGGCAAAGCUUGGCAUAAAUGGGCACUUUUCAAUACAGCAGUGAUGUCUCAUUACACUUUACGAGGUUUUCCAGAUUUCGCCGCUCGGUAUGUUGUUGCAGCUGUCACUGGAUACUUCCAUUCGAUAGCAUGUGCAGCAAAUGCUAAAGGUGUUGAUGACAGUUUACAGGAUAUCCUUCGCCUUCUGACACUAUGGUUUAACCAUGGAGCCACGGCAGAAGUUCAAAUGGCCCUGACGAGAGGAUUCUCUCUAGUUAAUAUCAAUACUUGGCUAGUCGUUCUUCCUCAAAUAAUUGCCAGGAUACAUUCUAACAAUCAUGCUGUGAGAGAGUUGAUACAAUCACUUUUGGUUCGGAUUGGGCAAAAUCACCCUCAGGCUCUCAUGUAUCCAUUGCUUGUGGCCUGUAAAUCAAUAAGCAACUUACGCAAAGCAGCAGCACAAGAAGUUGUUGACAAAGUUCGGCAGCAUAGUGGUGUACUUGUAGAUCAGGCACAACUUGUAUCCAAAGAACUUAUCAGGGUUGCUAUUCUUUGGCAUGAAUUGUGGCAUGAAGCACUGGAAGAAGCUAGCCGAUUGUAUUUUGGUGAACAUAACAUCGAAGGGAUGCUAAAGGUUUUGGAACCAUUACAUGAAAUGCUUGAAAAAGGAGCAAUGGAAAACAAUGUUACCUUAAAGGAGAGAAUAUUUAUUGAGGCCUAUCGACAGGAAUUAUUAGAGGCUUAUGAAUGCUGUGUGAAUUAUAAGAGAACUGGGAAAGAUGCUGAGCUUACUCAGGCAUGGGACAUCUAUUAUCACGUAUUCAGAAAGAUAGAUAAACAACUUCAAAGCCUUACAACAUUAGACUUGGAGGCUGUUUCUCCUGAAUUACUAGAAUGUCGCAAUUUGGAGCUUGCUGUUCCUGGGACAUAUCGUGCUGAUGCACCUGUUGUUACAAUUGCAUCAUUUGCGCGCCAGCUUGUUGUCAUAACAUCUAAGCAACGACCAAGAAAGUUGACAAUUCAUGGAAGUGAUGGUGAAGAUUAUACCUUCUUAUUGAAGGGACAUGAGGAUUUACGCCAGGAUGAAAGAGUCAUGCAGCUUUUUGGUUUGGUGAAUACUCUGCUUGAGAAUUCUCCAAAGACAGCAGAGAAAGAUCUGUCUAUUGAACGAUAUGCUGUGAUUCCUUUAUCACCAAACAGUGGUUUAAUUGAAUGGGUCCCAAAUUGUGACACCUUGCAUCAUCUCAUUCGAGAAUACAGGGAUACCAGAAAGAUUACCUUGAAUCAGGAACACAAAUACAUGCUCAGUUUUGCACCUGAUUACGAUCAUUUGCCACUAAUAGCUAAAGUGGAGGUGUUUGAAUAUGCUUUGAACAAUACUGAAGGAAAUGACCUGGCAAGGGUGCUUUGGUUGAAGAGCCGUACAUCUGAAGUGUGGCUGGAGAGGAGGACAAAUUACACUAGGAGCUUGGCAGUUAUGAGCAUGGUUGGUUACCUUCUUGGCUUAGGCGAUCGCCACCCCAGCAAUCUUAUGUUGCAUCGGUUUAGUGGGAAGAUUUUACACAUAGAUUUUGGAGAUUGCUUUGAAGCUUCAAUGAACCGUGAGAAGUUCCCAGAGAAGGUUCCUUUUCGUUUGACAAGGAUGCUUGUGAAAGCCAUGGAAGUCAGCGGUAUUGAGGGAAACUUCCGCUCAACUUGUGAAAAUGUGAUGCAAGUUUUGCGAACAAAUAAGGAUAGUGUUAUGGCCAUGAUGGAGGCCUUUGUACACGAUCCUCUCAUAAAUUGGCGUCUUUUCAACUUCAAUGAAGUUCCACAAAUGUCCAUGCUUACAAGCAAUCAUGUGCCUCCUGUUGUAAAUGCUGAAGAAUCUGCCCCAACUAGAGAGCUUGCCCAUCCUCUGCGUGGUGCACGGGAAAGGGAACUUCUUCAGGCUGUUAAUCAACUUGGAGAUGCCAAUGAGGUUCUGAAUGAGCGUGCUGUGGUUGUGAUGGCUCGCAUGAGCAAUAAGCUUACAGGACGCGAUUUUUCAACCAGUUCAGCGGUAUUGAACAGCUCUCUUCAGCAUGCCAUGGAACAUAGCAGCUUAAUUUCAGGGGACACACGUGAAGUAGAUCAUGCUUUAUCCGUGAAAUUGCAAGUUCAAAAGUUAAUUGUGCAGGCUACCUCACAUGAAAAUUUGUGCCAAAAUUAUGUUGGGUGGUGCCCUUUCUGGUGAAUCUCAUGGGAGCAGUAAAUAUUGUAUAUAACCUGUAUAUAGUGAAGACUCCCCGUGGAUAUUGCGAGAUCCGGUUCCUCCCUCGUAUUUAUGUAUGAUAUACACAGCAACUUGUUCAGUCCCUGUACUAGUUGGACCCCGUUUCGACCGGGUCUCUGUAAAUAUUUUUUGGAACUACGGGAUUGUAGUCAUGGUCAUUUUUUAACAUUAUGUUGGCUGUUGGCUGUUGGC
Arachis stenosperma is the source of this 7967-nucleotide messenger RNA. RefSeq names its product serine/threonine-protein kinase TOR. Gene Ontology annotation, molecular function: protein binding; protein-containing complex binding; protein serine/threonine kinase activity. Bases 321 to 7736 code for a protein of 2471 amino acids. NCBI's taxonomy places the organism in Eukaryota, Viridiplantae, Streptophyta, Magnoliopsida, Fabales, Fabaceae. Gene Ontology annotation, cellular component: TORC2 complex; TORC1 complex; nucleus. The transcript is spliced from 57 exons. The record is from RefSeq and is a predicted model, not a curated record. Gene Ontology annotation, biological process: TOR signaling; negative regulation of macroautophagy.